Arabidopsis lyrata subsp. lyrata is the source of this 1539-nucleotide messenger RNA. RefSeq names its product replication factor C subunit 5. Gene Ontology annotation, biological process: DNA repair; DNA-templated DNA replication. The transcript has 9 exons. Gene Ontology annotation, cellular component: nucleus; DNA replication factor C complex. Lineage: Eukaryota; Viridiplantae; Streptophyta; Magnoliopsida; Brassicales; Brassicaceae. Bases 249 to 1358 code for a protein of 369 amino acids. Gene Ontology annotation, molecular function: DNA binding; ATP hydrolysis activity; DNA clamp loader activity. The record is from RefSeq and is a predicted model, not a curated record.
UUUCACUUGUGCGAGUGUUUUGUUCUGUAGAAAUUAUAUAUGUAACCGGAAGCUUUUGACGAAAAUAGCCCCAGCACAAUCUUCAUUUCUUGGGGGUAAAGUGGGAAUUCCAUAACGAAGGUAGAGAAAAUGGCGGAAGGAAACCUUAAAAGCUAUAGCCUAGAGGGUUUUGGCGCCAUCAGCGGGAGAGAGUGAAAUUAGGGCUGAGCGAGAUAGAUUCUGAAGCAAUUUCUUAUACGGCGGCGAAGAUGACUGAGAUAACGUCGGCGAUGGACAUUGACGUAGACGAAAUUCAGCCUCGCAAGCCGAUUAACAAGGGCAAAGAUGUCGCCGGAUUCGGUGCUCCGCCGCAGAGUAAGGCGACGCCUUGGGUUGAGAAGUACCGACCUCAGUCGCUCGAUGACGUCGCUGCACAUCGUGACAUUAUUGAUACGAUUGAUAGGCUGACCAAUGAGAACAAAUUGCCCCAUCUUCUCUUGUAUGGUCCUCCCGGUACAGGCAAAACAUCCACCAUUCUAGCCGUCGCCCGGAAACUAUAUGGACCCAAGUACCGUAAUAUGAUUCUUGAACUGAACGCAUCAGAUGAUAGAGGAAUUGAUGUUGUAAGGCAGCAGAUUCAGGAUUUCGCUAGCACGCAGAGCUUCUCUUUAGGAAAAUCUUCGGUGAAGUUGGUUCUGCUAGAUGAAGCAGAUGCCAUGACAAAAGAUGCUCAGUUUGCCUUGCGUAGAGUUAUUGAGAAAUACACAAAGAGUACUAGGUUUGCCCUCAUUGGAAACCAUGUCAAUAAGAUCAUCCCAGCUUUGCAGUCGAGAUGUACUCGAUUUAGAUUUGCUCCUCUUGAUCCUCUUCAUGUGAGUCAACGUCUGAAACAUGUAAUAGAAGCUGAAGGGCUUGGUGUUAGUGAUUGUGGUUUGGCAGCUCUUGUACGGCUGAGCAAUGGAGACAUGAGAAAAGCAUUGAACAUUUUGCAGUCAACGCAUAUGGCGUCAAAGGAAAUUACAGAGAAAGAGUCAAAGAAAAUUACAGAGGAAGAGGUUUACCUCUGCACCGGAAACCCAUUGCCCAAGGACAUUGAGCAGAUAUCUCACUGGCUUCUGAAUAAACCAUUUGAUGAGUGCUACAAAAACAUUUCAGAAAUUAAAACGAGAAAAGGACUUGCCAUUGUUGAUAUCGUCAGAGAGGUUACCAUGUUUGUUUUAAAAAUCAAGAUGCCUUCACAUGUCAGCGUUCAACUGAUAAACGAUUUGGCUGACAUCGAGUACAGAUUGAGUUUUGGGUGCAACGACAAACUGCAGCUUGGAGCUAUCAUUUCUACGUUCACACAUGCCCGGUCUAUCAUUGUUGAUGCAGCAAAAUAAACCAUGUUUUUACCAUUUUGGAACCCGCAGUAGCUCGCCACCUUAACAAACCGCCAGAAUAUUUUAUCUCAGUGAUGUUUUCCUGAUAGUCUCUGUACAUUUUAUGGCGUAUGUGACCAAAGCCUUGCUUUUAAAUUUCCUAUGAAGAGUUUCAAUGCCACCUUGUCAUCCUCUCAUCUCA